This is a messenger RNA of Meloidogyne enterolobii, 609 nucleotides long. The record is from the annotation of a GenBank genome assembly. NCBI's taxonomy places the organism in Eukaryota, Metazoa, Nematoda, Chromadorea, Rhabditida, Meloidogynidae.
AUGCCCUUUCAAAUUCCAACUUGUUCAUCAACUUACGGUCAACAAACAAUGAUAAAAGUAGAAACAACAAAACAUCGAAAUAACAAAGAAAACAACAAAGAAGACGAACAAAACAAAAAAGUUUUGAACAAAACAAACAUUUUCAAUGUUGAAAAACUUGAAACUUUAAAAACAACGCCUAUUUCUUCGCCUUGUUUUCCAACAUCUUUUUAUUCAAAUAAAACAUUGUUUUCCCUAAAUCAACAAAUGUUUUCUUCAUUUUUGUUGUUUAUUGUUUUGUUUGUUUUAUUUUUGCCUGUUCAGAUUGAGGCACAAAGCAAUGGAAAGUGUUAUUCAUUCGCUCCUGGCCUUACAAUUCUUGGAGCUGAUUAUCGUAGAGAUUUUGGAUUGUCACGUAGACAAUGUGCGGAUGUAUGCAAAACCGAUGUUUGCUGUAUGGCCUUUGAAUGGCAACGUGUUGGUGGACAAUGCACGCUUAAAAGUCGGUCAUUGAAUGGGACAGUUGUGAAUUUGGGAAUUAGUAAUGGGAAUGAAAAUGCUGAAAAGUCUAAUGACGGGAAGGAUUUGCUCUUUGCUUUGUGCUUGGAUUAUGGUAAUUAUUUUAAUUAA